Messenger RNA from Postia placenta MAD-698-R-SB12, 1653 nucleotides. RefSeq lists its product as hypothetical. Gene Ontology annotation, cellular component: nucleus. The record is from RefSeq and is a predicted model, not a curated record. The transcript is spliced from 8 exons. NCBI's taxonomy places the organism in Eukaryota, Fungi, Basidiomycota, Agaricomycetes, Polyporales, Adustoporiaceae. Bases 1 to 1653 code for a protein of 550 amino acids.
AUGCUCUCCCUCGUCCGGUCCUUGAAGGCACCCGCUCCAGCCGGCCUGGCUCACGCCAACCUCUACUCGACCGUCUCAGGCCUGACCCGCCGCACCUGGCGCACAGGCAGCCACCCCGCCCCACAGUCCGUGCACGACGACGUCCGCGCAGCCGACGCCGACGCGGGCGCAGACACGGGAGCCGCCCCGCCCCUCCGGCGCACCGCGCACAAGCUGCCCACGCCGCACGCGCACAAGGCCCACCGCACGACGCUCAAGAAGGCGUUCCCCGAGGGCUGGGCGCCGCCGCGCCGGCUCUCGCGCGAGGCGAUGGACGGCCUGCGCGCGAUGCACGCGGCGGACCCCGAGAUGUUCGCCACGCCCGUGCUCGCGGAGCGCUUCCGCAUCAGCCCCGAGGCCGUGCGCCGCAUCCUCAAGAGCCGCUGGGAGCCGACGCGCGAGCAGCGCGAUGGAGGAGCGCGAGCAGCAGAUGGAGAUCGAGAGGGAGGCUGCCCGCCCCCCGAGGGGGCGCAAGAACGACCGUCUGACGUUUACGCAGAGCUGUGCAAUAUUACGACAGACAGACCGUCCAAACUCAAAUCGCACGCCUCAUGCGACUUGAUUGAAUGGGUAGAUGCAAUGUCAUUGCAGAAACAUGCUUUGCAUGAAAUCUACGGUUGUCGUCCAUCGACUCGUAUCGUCGUAUCAUUCGAACCCUGCAGCGCGGCAUCCCAUGCCUCACACGCGCUCGUACCGCAGAAAACACGACCCUUUGGCGGGCUUGUACGCGAGGCCGUCGUUCCAAUUCGGACUGGGCGGCUUGGACAGCACCCUGCUCGCACGGUCGACCGGCGCGAGGUCGAAGCCGAGGACGAUGAGCGCCGUGACGAGCUUCAGCUGCACCUUCGCGAGGCGCUGCCCGAGGCACGUCGCGUAGAAACGAACGUCGACGUCAGGCGUGAACGAGCGAGCGCGAGUGUAUACGGAAGUACGAAGCAACUACUAUCGCGCUGCAGCGCUGCACGUCGGCGAGCGGGAAUCGGGUACGCGCUCCCCCGGUUGUUCCAACACGCCGUCCUGCCUGCACCGCCUCAACCGCCAUUGCCCGUCGUCAGCCUUGCACACCGAACACCGGAGGAAAACCAAGCAUGCAUCCCUCUUGGAUUUCUUGUCACUCCUCCCUCCCUGCAAGUCCCUGCUGGCAGUCAUUUGCUACCACCGAAUGCGAUGGCCCAGGCAUUGAUUCCACAGAAAACAUACGAGGGAGGGCAGGGGCCUACGCUAUUGAAGUCUCUCUGUUCCUUCAACAUCGCAGACUGCCCCGCGCUCGGAAUAAGCCUCGAUCUACUUGAGCGUUUCGCGUCGCUCGUGUCGUCUCAACUCGUAGACGCGGACCUACCUGCGUUCCAUGAUAUGGAUAGCGAAAAGGUUUCAAUUCCGGGAUACGAAUCGUGGGGAUAUCAGAUGCGGAUCCUAACGGGUUACAAAACAUUGACGAUCGGCGAAGCUGCUCUCAAAUUGACCGGACUCAUGAAACGAGCGUGCAAGGAGUUACGCGUGCGCCGUGGCGAGCCUGCCUUGUGCAGGAAGAUCGCCUUCGAAGACCUCUUCCUCGUUUCGCUUCGUCGCGUCUCGCAUGCUUCAGUGCAGCUGACGCUCCCUAUCGUGAUCUGA